Molecule: messenger RNA, 4491 nt
Organism: Ascochyta rabiei
Lineage: Eukaryota; Fungi; Ascomycota; Dothideomycetes; Pleosporales; Didymellaceae
Product: ATP-binding cassette transporter snq2
Exons: 2
Coding region: 1-4491 (1496 amino acids)
Biological process (GO): transmembrane transport
Cellular component (GO): membrane
Molecular function (GO): ABC-type transporter activity; ATP hydrolysis activity; ATP binding
Source: RefSeq, a predicted model, not a curated record
AUGGAGAACUCCAACGUGCCACUGAACCACUCAACCGCCCGUGAGGAGACCGAGGGGAAAACAUACGAGUACAUCCACCCGGAUCGCCACCACAUCAAGAGCGACAAUGAAAGCGCCAGGACUGCCUCAGUCUAUGGUGAGACUACACGCAACCCUGAGUACGUCAAUGAGAAGGGUGCCAGCCAAGUCAAGGGCGGUAUCGCCGUUCAACGGGCCGAGGCCGAGUUCGCUCAAUUGUCCAAGGAGCUAUCGCGCACGAGUGGCAUCUCACGCCGCAUGAGCCGUGUACAGAGUCACAGCCACAAGGCCCACACUACCACCGACGUCGAAAAGGCUGUCGAUGGGUCCAGCGUCUCGUCUGAAGAGGCUUUUGACCUGGAGAAGACAUUGCGCGGUAACCGCGAUGAGGAAGAGGCUGCAGGAAUCAAGUCCAAGCGCAUUGGCGUUGUGUGGGAUGGUCUGACUGUUAGCGGUAUUGGUGGCGUGAAGAACUAUGUCAAGACUUUUCCUGAUUCAUUCGUUUCUUUCUUCAAUGUCUUCGCGACUGCUCAGAGCUUACUGGGCCUUGGCAAGAAGGGCAAGGAGUUUGAUAUCUUGAAGGACUUCAAGGGUGUACUCAAGCCCGGUGAGAUGUGCUUGGUCCUCGGUCGUCCCGGCAGCGGUUGCACUACUUUCCUCAAGGUUAUCAGUAACCAGCGAUUUGGGUACACCAAAAUCGACGGCAACGUUCUAUACGGUCCUUUCGAGUCGCACUUCUUCGAGAAGCGGUAUCGUGGUGAAGCAGUCUACUGUGAGGAAGACGAGAAUCACCACCCUACUCUUACUGUCGGCCAGACACUCGACUUCGCUCUUGAGACAAAGGUUCCUGGCAAGCGCCCAGCUGGUCUAUCGCGGCAAGCCUUCAAGGAAAAGGUCAUCGACAUGAUGCUGAAGAUGUUCAACAUUGAACACACCAAAAACACCGUUGUCGGUAACCCUUUCGUUCGUGGUGUAUCGGGUGGCGAGCGGAAGCGUGUCUCCAUCGCAGAGACCAUGAUCACGGGUGCAUCACUCAUGUCCUGGGACAACUCCACCCGUGGACUCGAUGCUUCCACGGCUGUCGACUACGCACGAUCGUUACGCACGCUCACCAACAUUUACAAGACAACCACGUUUGUUUCGCUUUACCAGGCUUCUGAGAAUAUUUACAAAUGCUUUGACAAAGUCUUGGUCAUUGACAGUGGACGUCAAGUUUACUUCGGUCCCGCUGACGAAGCGCGAGCCUACUUUGAGGGUCUCGGAUUCCUCGAGAAGCCUCGCCAGACCACACCCGAUUACCUGACGGGCUGUACCGAUAUAUUUGAACGAGAGUACAAGGUUGGCCGAGAUGAGACCAAUGUCCCAUCCACCCCCGAAGCUCUCGCCGAGGCGUUCAACAAGUCCGAAGUAGCCUCUCGACUAGCAACAGAGAUGUCCCAGUACCACGCUUCCAUGGAAGAGGAGAAGCACGUCUACGAUGACUUCCAGAUCGCUGUCAAGGAGGGUAAGCGUCACGCCUCGAACAAGUCGGUUUACUCGAUCCCAUUCCACCUUCAGGUCUGGGCUCUGGCUAAGCGGCAAUUCUUGCUCAAGUGGCAGGACAAGUUCUCUCUCGUUGUUUCCUGGUUCACAUCCCUUGUCGUCGCCAUCAUCAUCGGUACUGUCUGGCUCGAUCUCCCGGACACCUCUGCUGGCGCCUUCACCCGUGGUGGUGUCCUGUUCAUUGCUCUUCUGUUCAACGCUUUCCAGGCCUUCUCUGAGCUCGGAAGUACUAUGUUGGGUCGUCCGAUUGUCAACAAGCACCGUGCAUUCACCUUUCACCGACCUUCCGCCCUAUGGAUUGCACAAAUUGGAGUGGAUCUCGUUUUCGCCGCCGCUCAGAUCAUGGUUUUCUCCAUCAUUGUGUACUUCAUGACAGGUCUAGCUAGAGAUGCUGGUGCAUUCUUCACCUUCUUCCUUAUGAUCACAACGGGAUAUCUCGCCAUGACGCUGUUCUUCCGAACUGUAGGCUGUCUAUGUCCUGAUUUUGAUGUGGCUAUCCGUCUCGCCGCGGCCAUCAUCACCCUUUUUGUGCUGACUUCCGGAUACUUGAUCCAGUGGCAGUCUGAGCAAGUCUGGUUGCGAUGGAUCUUCUACAUCAAUGCACUCGGCCUUGGCUUUGCCGCUCUGAUGCUUAACGAGUUUUCUCGAGUCGACUUGACUUGCGCUGAUACUUCGCUUGUUCCCUCCGGUCCAGGCUACACCGAUAUCAACGCUCAAGUCUGCACGCUUCCAGGUUCUGUUGCUGGCUCGUACAUCGUCCGCGGUCGUGACUACGUUUCGUCAUCGUUCUCUUGGCACGUUGGUGACCUGUGGAUGUACUGGGGAAUCUGCGUUGCCUUGAUUAUUGGCUUCCUUUUUGCCAACGCUUUUCUCGGAGAGUUUGUCAAAUGGGGUGCUGGAGGCCGUACUGUUACCUUCUUCGUCAAGGAAGACCAGGAAUUGCAGGAGCUGAACACCAAACUCCGCGAAAAAAAGGACAGGCGUAACCGCAAGCAAGAGGGUGCAGAUGACAGCUCCGAGCUUAACAUCGCCUCAAAGGCCAUUCUGACCUGGGAAGAUCUCACAUACGACGUGCCCGUUCCAUCUGGCGAGCUUCGGUUGCUCAAGCACAUCUAUGGAUACGUCAAACCUGGCCAACUCACAGCGCUCAUGGGCGCUUCAGGUGCAGGAAAGACUACGCUUCUCGACGUGCUCGCAAACCGCAAGAAUAUUGGUGUCAUUGGUGGUGACAAGCUCAUCGACGGCAAGCCUCCUGGUGUUUCCUUCCAGCGUGGAACUGCGUACGCCGAACAGCUUGACGUCCAUGAACCCGCCGCAACCGUGCGAGAGGCCCUCCGGUUUUCUGCCAAUCUCCGCCAGCCAUACGAAACACCACAAGCUGAGAAGUACGCCUACGUCGAAGAAGUCAUUGCUCUCUUGGAGAUGGAGGACAUUGCCGAUGCUAUCAUUGGCGAUCCUGAGACUGGUCUUGCUGUUGAGCAGCGCAAACGUGUGACAAUCGGUGUUGAACUCGCAGCCAAGCCUGAGUUACUCCUCUUUCUUGACGAACCCACGUCCGGUCUCGACUCUCAGAGUGCAUUUAACAUCGUUCGUUUCCUCCGUAAACUGGCUGCCGCCGGUCAGGCCAUUUUGUGUACCAUUCAUCAGCCGAACUCUGCCCUUUUCGAGAACUUCGAUCGUCUCCUGCUUCUCCAGCGUGGUGGCCAGUGUGUUUACUUCGGUGACAUUGGCAAGGAUGCUCACGUUCUUCUCGAGUACUUCCACCGCCACGGUGCUGAUUGCCCGCCCGCUGCCAACCCGGCCGAAUGGAUGCUUGACGCUGUAGGCGCUGGUUCUGCUCCCCGCAUUGGCGACAAGGACUGGGCUGAUGUCUGGACUGACUCUGAAGAAUUCGCACAGGUCAAGCGUGAUAUCAUCUCCAUGAAGGAGCAGCGUCUACAGGAAGUCGGGUCUGCCGAGCCUGUCGAGCAGAAGGAGUACGCCACACCUCUGAUGUUCCAAAUCAAGUUGGUGAACAAGCGCAUGAACCUCUCCUUCUGGCGAACACCCAACUACGGCUUUACCCGUUUCUUCAAUCACGUCAUUAUCGCCCUAUUGACAGGUUUGAUGUACUUGCAGGUUGACGACUCGCGUGCCUCGCUGCAAUACCGCGUCUUCAUCAUCUUCCAAGUCACCGUUCUCCCGGCCCUCAUUCUUGCCCAGGUCGAACCCAAGUACGCCAUUGCUCGUAUGAUCUCCUUCCGCGAGCAGAUGUCCAAGGCGUAUACGACUUUCCCCUUCGCUCUCUCCAUGGUUGUCGCCGAGAUGCCUUACAGCAUCAUUUGCUCUGUCGCCUUCUUCGUUCCCCUGUACUACAUCCCUGGCCUCAACUCUGAGUCGUCCCGCGCAGGAUACCAAUUCUUCAUUGUUCUGGUCACCGAGAUCUUCUCAGUCACCCUCGGUCAGGCCAUCGCCGCACUUACUCCCUCGCCCUUCAUUGCGGCUUACGUCAACCCUUUCAUCGUCAUCAUCUUCGCCCUCUUCUGCGGUGUAACGAUCCCCAAGCCCCAGAUCCCCAAAUUCUGGCGCGUCUGGCUUUACGAACUCAACCCCUUUACACGUUUGAUUGGUGGUAUGGUCGUCACUGAACUCCACAACCUGCCCGUUAAGUGCACCUCGAGCGAAUUCAAUCAAUUCCGUGCUCCAGACGGCCAGACUUGUGGAGAGUACAUGAGCGAUUUCUUCGCCAACGGCGCGCCUGGGUACCUCCUCGAUGAGGCCGCCAACCUUUGCAAUUACUGCGCCUACAAGGUUGGUGACGAGUUCUUCAUCCCGCUCGGCUACUCGUUCGACAACAGGUGGAGAGACCUUGGCAUUUUCAUCGCUUUCAUCUUCAGCAACUUGGCCAUUUUGUUUGUGGCUGCCAAAUUCCUGAACUUCAACCGUCGUUAA